Molecule: messenger RNA, 126 nt
Organism: Entrophospora sp. SA101
Lineage: Eukaryota; Fungi; Glomeromycota; Glomeromycetes; Entrophosporales; Entrophosporaceae
Source: the annotation of a GenBank genome assembly
AUGAUUUUACUCCAACCCAUUGAAUAUAAUGCUGUAGGAGAAAAAAUUAUACUUGUUGAUGGCAAGAAAGUAUUGGAAUCUGUUUUGAUGGAGAGACCAAAAUUAGCCAAGAUUUCAAGCAUGGGU